AUGCAGACGAAUCCGAAGAAAAAGACGCAGGUGAGUGGAUUCUGAGCGUUUUUUUGGGGUUUGAAAUAGCGUGGCGGACCUGAAAAAAAAAUAAAAAUUCAAAAUGGAUUUAUAAAAAUCCAGAAUAAUGUUGUAAAAUAGUCAGGAUGCUGGCUAAAUGCCAGAUUUUUUUGCCAAAAACGUCAGCCAAACGUUUAGAACACCUUAUAAUUCAAAAAAAAUGUCGUUAAUCGUAAACGAGACAACCCUUGGACGCCUUUUUUGACUCCCACAUUUUUGUGGUGUGAACAAAAAAUUCAAAAUGGAUUUCUGAAAAACGAAAGUAAUGUUGUAAAAUAAUCUACGGGAAUAUUUUACAACAUUACUUUGGAUUUCACAAGGAAAGUACUUCUAUGGGGUAUGGAGUUACAGGUCGACAUAUAUAUAUCAAAAAAUUCGCAAAAUUUUUCUGAUUCAGAAUGUGUAAAAAUUAGCUGCCUAAUUUUGGUUUGUAAGGGUGAAAAAAUCCUCAGAACUUUUCUCGCAACACCACGCAAAUGCCUUUUUGACCAAGUUUUUACCAAAUCAAAUGCUUGUUUUUGCGCUAAAGUAAACUCUUGUAUCUUGACAAGCCUUAAAAUAUCAAUAUUUUAAUAUUAAAUUUUAAGGCUUGUCAAGCUGCCAGAGUUUAGUUUAGCUCUAAAAAAAGCUUUUGAAUUGGUAAAAACUUGGUCAAAAAGGCAUUUGCGUGGUGUUCCGAGAAAAGUUCUGAGGAUUUUUUACCCUUACAAACCAAAAUUAGGCAGCUAAUUUUUAUAUAUUCUGAAUCAGAAAAUUUUUGCGAAUUUUUUGAUAUAAGACCUGUGACUUCAUACCCCAUAGAACUACUUUCCUUGUCAGAAAUUUAUUUUGAAUUUUUUGGUCCUACCACGAAAAUGUGAAAGUCAUAGAAAGCUUUCGAAGAUUGUCUGGUUUACGAUUGAUGGUAUUGUUUUUGAACUACAGGGUGUUCUAAAAAGUUUGGCCGUCGUUUUCGACAAAAAAAUUGGGUCCCGCCACGAAAACUUGAUUUUCCGAAGAAACGUAAAAAAUAGCCUGAAAAGGAAUAAAUUGGCGUGUCAAAUAGUAGUAGAACCGUGACCUUAACUUUUCAGAUCUCCUUUAUCAUCCGCGAUGAAGUGGAGUACCGUCACCGUUCGUUCGUCAACUGCCUCGCCUUCGACCCGUUGGAGGAGUCGCUGUACAGCGGCGGCAGCGACAUGAUCAUCCGCAAAUGGGACGCCACCUCCGACGCGAAGCCACGCGGCGCCUCCCAACGACAUCUCAUGUCCAUGGAGCAUCACUACGACUGGGUGAACGACCUGGUUUUGUGCUCCAAUCCGACUUACUGUAAGGUGGUUUACUAUAAUAUUUUGGUGAUUUUAUAGGUUGAAGUGGACGAUGGGAAGUUGAUUUUAGUGAUUUGGGAUGUGUUUGGGUGUAGGUUUGAUUUUCGGAUGGGAAAAUAGCGAUUUCUUGAAUUUUCAGGUUUUCGUGUCGGGACCUAAAAAUGUUAAAUUUGGUGAUUUUAAAGGCAAAAUUAAUCAAAAUAAUAAAGCAUAAGUGUAAAAAGCAAUAAAGAAAUUUGUUAGAAUCGAAAUAGAGACCUAUUUUGAGAUUUCAAGUUUUCGCUGCGAGACCCAAAACUUGAAAUUUUUUGUUCUUUGUUGUAAAAUUAUGUUGGAAAAAGGGUUUAGUUAUCUAUCAAAAAGGCCAGAGGGAAAAAACAAAGAAAUUUUGACUAGCUGUCUUACUGUAACAUCUCGAUUUAGUGAUCUCGGCUUCCUCCGACACCACAGUCAAAGUCUGGAACACAAAGAAAGGCUUUUGCAUGUCAACGCUGAGGACGCAUAAGGUAGGAUUUUUACAUGAUUUUCAAAAAAAAUUUCUCCGAUUUCAGGACUGUGUACGGUGUUUGGCCUACUGCUCGCAAGGGACGGAAAUGAUCGCCAGCGCCGGCUUGGACCGAUGUAUUUACUUGUGGGAUGUGAACACACUCACCAAAUUGACCGCAAUCAACAAUACAGUCACCAGUAAGUCGAGGUUUUUGUUUUCGGAGUGGUUUGGAGGUUGAAACAGAAUGCCAAAAUUUCGUGGUGGGACCAAAAAAUGCGGAAUUUUGAUUGUGGACGGUCGAAUGGGCAAUUUGGAUUAUAUUUUGUCAAUUUUUGUGAUUUUCUGGGCUUUAGGGACAAUUUAACAGAAUGCCAAGGUUUCGUUGCGGGACCCAAAAGUGGUAAGAAAGCCCGAUAUUUGAAAUGGGGAUGUCAGAAUAGGAUGAUCGUAUCUUAUAUUUUUCGAUUUUUAUGAUUUUUUGGCAGUAUUUAGGGGAACUGAAACGGAAUGCCAAAAUUUCGUUGCGGGACUCAAACGAAAAAUUCAAAUAAAAGAAUCAUGAAAAAGUGUUUUAGUGGUGAAAUACACACUGCAUAAAGUGAGUUAUUCAUUUUUUCAGCUUCCUCUCUGCAUGGCAGCAAGAACAGCAUCUAUUCGAUAGCGAUGAACCCGGACGGGAAGGUCGUGGUGGCCGGCUCCACCGAAAACGUUCUCCGAAUCUGGGACCCGCGCACCUGCAAGAAAAUCUGCAAACUCAGGGGACACACCGACAAUGUCAGGGCAAUUCAGAUGAAUCGCGAUGGAACUCAGGUAGAAAUUUGCUGGAUUUUUGAGUUACUGGUAUAGUACUUGAGAAAAGUUGAUGUUACAGUAACCCCAGAUUGGUUUUUGUUGAAAUACCGAUUUUUUUGAGUGUGGAGAGGCAUUAGAAUUCCUUUUAUAUUGUUUUUCGAGGAUAUUAGGACUAUUUUUAUGUUUUUGACUAAGUGUCACAAAAAUUAUUGGAUUUUUUGAAAGCUUGUUUUUGCUCAUAAAAAUGAGUUGAGAUUGGUUUGGUGGUUUUUAAAACGUAUUUUAUGCGACUUUUCGAUAGUUUGAUUUAGGACGAAGUGUCAAAUUUUUUGACUUUUGGUUGACUUUUGGAGAUUUUUAUACUUUUUGUGGUGUAAAGUGUGGUUUUAGAUGAUUUUUUUUUCCUAUUACUUACCACCCUAAAAUACGGAUUUCAGUGCCUUAGUGCAAGCAGCGACGGAACGAUCCGUUUGUGGAGCAUUGGCCAGCAACGAUGUAUUGGUGUCAUAACCUGUCAUUCCGACAGUGUCUGGGCCUUACAGACGGACUCCAACUUCUCGUUUGUGCUCAGCGGCAGUCGUGAUCGAAGUUGCUGCAGAACUUUUAUGAAUGAUCUCAAUUCGUCCGAAGUCUUGUUUCAGGAAGACUCGCCGAUUCAAAGGGUAAGAAAAUAGGAUUUUUUUGCUGUGAAAAUGAUGCAUUUGGGCGAAUGAGGAGCAUUAAACUUGUAUGAACUUAUUUUCUGGGUGUUAUGGGACGUUUUUUGAAAGAUUGGACGAAAUGUCACAAAAUUUAUUGGUUUUGACAUUUCGUCAUAGGAAAUUGUAACGAGGAAGAAAAUGGUUUUUCAAUGCAAUAGGAGUGGUUUUUUUAAAAAUACGGCGAUUUGCUAACAUUAAAAAAUAAUUUGACGAAAUGUCACAAAGUUUAUUGAUUUUGACAUUUCGUCGUAUUAUUCCCAGAAAAAGGUAAGAAUGUAAUUGUUAGAUGCCCAUUGAUUGAUUUUUUUGUUUUACCGAGGUUUUCCUGGGGUUUAUAACAACUUUGACGGAAUGCCACAAAAUUUAUUGAUUUUUUUAUUUGUCAUUCCAGCUCCAAACCAAUGAUUCGGACCGCCCCACGCAUGUCUGGACAACGACUUGGUCCUCGAACAUCAAUCGAUGGCCCCUGAAACGGCAGGAGUCCUUCGACUACGGCAACGACAUUCCAAUUACCUUCCAACAGCCGGAUAUUAUUCUAGAAGGCGCCCCUUCAAUUCGACAACAUGCCGUCCUAAAUGACAGGAGACAUGUUGUAACGAGGGACACGGAAAACAACAUCCAUAUAUGGGAUAUUCUGCAAGGGAAGAAGAUCUCAAACGAGGGGAAAAGAAAUAUGGAGGAUGUGAUCAAGGAGAACUUCAAAAAAGUCUUUGUUCCCUCCUGGUUCUCGGUGAAUGUGAAAAGCGGAGUAAGAAAUAAAAAAAUAGUGUAUGGUAAAGUGAAAUCGACCAAAAAAAUGGUCGAUUUCGGUCAUUUUCGAACGUUUUGAAAAAAAUAAUGUUUUUUAUACAUAAAAUUAAAUUUAUGGGGAUUCGAAGCCGAGAAAUUUGGUUGAAAUUUGGCAUAGAUGUUGAGUAAAGGUCACAUGUCAAUUCCUGAAAGUUUUAGCUCGCGCUUUGCAAACACAGCUGAGAUAUGAAACAAUCUUUGCUGCCGAGAGAGCAUGAGAAAUGAGGAAACGGUCAGAGAAAAAUUUCUUUUUUUGUCUAUAUCUUUGUGAAUUAUGCACAGAAAAAUUUUAUUUUUUGUAGAAAGGGUGUAAUCUGUGUGAUGAUAAGAAUGCGAAAUUUUCAUUUUGAAAAUCGAAAUAUUUUUUUUUUUGAAUUUUUGCGAUUGAAAAUUCAAAAAAAAAAUUUUUCCAAAAUGAAAAUUUCGUGUUCUUAUCACCACAUUGAUUACACUCUUUCUACAAAAAAUGAAAUUUUUUCGUGUAUAAUUCACAAAGAUAUAUAUAAAAGACAUUUUUUCUCUGACUGUUUCCUCAUUUCUCAUAGUCUCUCGGCUGCAAAGAUCGUUUCAUAUCUCGGCUGUGCUUGCAAAGCGCUAGCUAAAAUUUUCAGCAAUUGACAUGUGACCUUCACUGAACAUCUGUGCCAAAUUUCAGGAAAAUUGGAUCGUUGAAUCUUGAGCAACGAUCAAAACUUUGAUUUUUUUCCGUUUUUUCGAGAAUUUUUUCGGAUUUUUAAAUUUUUCGAAAAAAUUUUGCAAAAAUUAUUGACUAAUUUGUCUAUUUCUAGCUCUUGGAGAUCACACUCGACGAAUCCGACGUGUUUUCGGCGUGGGUUUCGGCGAAGGAAGCGUCAGAUCGGAACGAAGAAACGGAAAGCAAGCCAUUGGCGAAUUUUGGUGGAUUACUGCUGCGAUCUCUCUUCGAAUUGUGGCCAUAUUCCUUCCAAGACGAUGAAAUCGAAUCCCCUUUGCAUGGAUACUUCCAUUUCCCAAAACAUAUCCCAAUUUUGAUAUGGUAAGGGGGGAUUUUUGGAAUUUUUUGGGGAAAAACGCCAUUUUUUGGAGUUUGACUCGAAAUUCGGGGAAAUCAAUAAAAUUUUUGGUAGAAAUCACCUUUUUAGGAACUACACCGAAGAUUCCGGCCGCCCAAUCUUCCGCACCACCGUCAAAGACACGGCCAAUCCGACCGAGAGCGCCAUGUUGAGAGAUCAUCUCCCGCAGUGGGUCCUGGACGUGGUGGAACACAAUCAGUUCCCAAAAUUCAACAAAAUGCCAUUCGUCCUCCAACCACACCCGAGUUAUGUCUCAAAGGCCUUCAAACGGUAAGAUUUGAAAUUUGGACGAAAUGUCACAAAAAUUAUUGGGGUUGGAAUUUCGUUAUUUUAGUAGAAAGGGGGUUGAAAGGGUCAAGGAAGAGUUUUCAGUGACCUUCUGACAUUUGGAAUAAAUAUUUAGAAGAUUUUUCGGCUAAAAAGGGUAAUUGGACGAAAUGUCACAAAAAUUAAUGGGUUUGGCAUUCCGUUAUUUUGGGAGAAAAGUGGUUGAAUUGACAAGGAAAGUAUUUUCAGUUGGUUCCUAGUAGUUUGAGUCAAAAUUUUACAAGAUAUUUUGGCUAAAAGGAGCAAUUGGACGAAAUGUCACAAAAAUUAUUGAUUUUUAAAACUUUCAUUUUAGCUUGAAAUAGAUAGAAAUUCUUUCUAAGAUUGAUUACGGACUGAUUUAGUCUUCAUGCAAGCCUUUUUAUGGAAGAAAUGUGAAAUUGUACGAAAUGUCAAAAAAAUUAUUGAUUUUUAAAACUUCCAUUUUAGCUUGAAAUAGGUAGAAAUUCUUUUUAAAAUUGAUUACGGACUGAUUUAGUCUUCAUCCCAGCCCUUUUUUGGACGAAAUGUCACAUCGUACGAAAUGUCAAAAAAAUUAUUGGUUUUUUAGAAACUUUUUCAAAUCGCUUUCAGAGACCGCCUAAGCGCCACGGAGAUGCUACAGAUCCGGAAAGUGAUGGAACACGUGUACGAGAAGAUCCUAUCGCCUCAGGACCAAAACUCGGAGCCCAACGACUCGGCCCAUUCCUCGAACUCGAAUCACGACAAAUCCGGCUAUUUCACGACGCCGAUUCCGAAGAACAUCGAAGACAAGGUGGAAUUGUACUGCAACGACCAGAAAUUGGAGCCCGACAUGGAUCUGCGUACCGUGAAACACUUUAUUUGGAAGCAGUCGGCCGACCUGCUAAUACAUUAUAAGCCGAUUAAGUAG
This is a messenger RNA of Bursaphelenchus xylophilus (pine wood nematode), 6386 nucleotides long. The record is from the annotation of a GenBank genome assembly. NCBI's taxonomy places the organism in Eukaryota, Metazoa, Nematoda, Chromadorea, Rhabditida, Aphelenchoididae.